Molecule: messenger RNA, 1532 nt
Organism: Manihot esculenta (cassava)
Lineage: Eukaryota; Viridiplantae; Streptophyta; Magnoliopsida; Malpighiales; Euphorbiaceae
Product: trihelix transcription factor ASIL2
Cellular component (GO): nucleus
Molecular function (GO): transcription cis-regulatory region binding
Source: RefSeq, a predicted model, not a curated record
UAGGAAGAAAAGAAAAGAAAUGAAAUAAAAUUGAAUUUCUACCCAUCCCUUUGUUUGGCUAACAAACGGGAGAAAAAUGAGAAAAAAAAAAAGGAAAGGGGAUAAUUAUGGUUGAAAUAGAUCACUUGCACAUCAACCACCCAAUAGGAUAAUUAUGGUGACGGUGGCGGUGACGGCAGGGCCUCCAUCUUCUCUUCCUCAACGACAAAACAUCAAUAACUUGGUAUUAACUGUACAUAUCCAUCAGCCAAAAAUCAACAAAGGUGGAAUGGAGAAUUGCUAGAGCGAAAGUGCAACGUUGAUGCUAAUUGACGCAUGGGGAGAGAGGUAUUUGGAGCUAAGGAGAGGGAAUCUGAAGCAGAAGCACUGGAAGGAAGUUGCGGAUAUUGUGAGUAGCAGAGAGGAAUAUAAAAAGGCUGCAAAGACUAAUAUUCAGUGUAAGAACCGAAUCGAUACAGUGAAGAAGAAGUAUAAAUUGGAGAAAGCGAAGAUUGCUGCAGGUGGUGGACCUAGCAAGUGGCCGUUUUUCGAACGGUUGGACAAGUUAAUUGGUCCAACCACCAAGAUCCUUGUUACUGCUGCUGUUGCCGCCGCUCCUUUAACUAGCAAAGUUGCAAUGGGAAUCCCAGUUGGGAUCCACAAUGGUGGAGCUAGUGGGUCGAACCAAUAUUAGUUUCAUGAAGGGAAGGCUCAAAUGUAGAGCAAUCAGAUAACGAAGAAUUUUACAGACUCGGAGGAUAGUUUGCCACCGGAGAAGAAAUUGAGGGGGGUGGUGCAGAGAGGAGUGAAUACAAAGGAAGUGAAGGAAAGAAAGGGGUGGAGAAAUUUAAUUAGAAUGCUGGCACAAGUAAUAUUAAAAUUUGAGGAAGUUUAUGAGCAGGCAAAGAAUAUGAAAUUGCAGCAGGUGGUGUUGAUGGAGAAAAUAAGGAUGAAAUUUGCCAGAGAGCUGGAAUUGCAAAUGAUGCAAUUUUUCAUAAAGACCCAAAUAGAAACCUCGCAAUUGAAGUGCACUAGAGGAGGAAAUGAUAGUAAUAAAAAUCAUCACAUCAGUGGUAACCCAUUUCACUGACGUGCUAAAAGAGUUUAAUUUUUUUAGUCUAAGUGCCACAUACCAUGUGUUAGGAAUGAUCAAAUCCUUGGGGAAAAUACUAUCAUAGUCUAUGAAGAGCAGCUGAAAGCGGGUUUUCGAUUCUCCAUGAAUCCAUUUUUAACGAGGUCAUCCGAUUUUAUAAGCUGUCAGUUGUUCAACUGCAAUCCAAUAGCUAGAGAAUUUUGGUGGCCUUCCAGUUUGUUUGCUUUAAUAACAACAUUGAACCGAGCGUGGUCCUCUUCUCUCAAAUGUACCAGCUGAGCACUCAAAAAAAAUAAAGAGUUUUGAUUUUUCAGUGAGAGAAAACGCAAAACAUUGUUUGACCGGAUAUCCUCAUCCCUAAAGUGAUGAAAAAGUAAGUUUUUUAUUUUCCGUCACAGAGAUGUCUAGGGAUUUUGGUCUCAUCUGUACUAGAUGAAAUGCGUAUGUGGAAAUGAGAAAU